AUGCAAAAGAAGCGUGCUGUAAUCUCCAGCGCUAUAAUUGGUAUUGAUAGAUUCACACAGAUCAUUCGAUUUUCUCAGGGUUUGGGUCUGAAAAUUCAAGAUGUGACCAUACUAGCACGUGUGAUUCACAUUUCCACGAGUUUUUUGCUUCGUUUUAGGCCGACCAAAAGGCAGUUUUUUGCUGGCGAUCAUCCAUUAAAUUUUAUUCGAACAAAACAGUGGUCUCCAGCCAAAAAGAAGCGUGUUCAACCAAAUCUUUUUAAACGCUCGAGUGAAGGUGACUGGGUAUUCAAUAAUCAGUUUUCCGUUAAAUAUUUCCGUGAAAAAGGUGCGUUCAGGCUGGAAUCGAUGCAUGAGCAAGUAUGUGCUUCCUUCUUAACAUGUAAAUUCGUAGUCUGGACAUGUUUUGGAAGAGCCAGAUUUUUUUUUCGUGUGUUUUUGCCAUGCAGCCUUAUAGUGCUGCAACAGCAAAAACAUAUUGUGACAACCCACGGUGUUUGUAUAUGCAUGUGUGUGUUUGUCUGUCUUGGUAUUCCACCUCGGCAGACAAACAAGCCUAGAUGCUAAAG
This is a messenger RNA of Gongylonema pulchrum, 569 nucleotides long. The record is from the annotation of a GenBank genome assembly. NCBI's taxonomy places the organism in Eukaryota, Metazoa, Nematoda, Chromadorea, Rhabditida, Gongylonematidae.